UGUCCGGGGCCGCGGGUUGCCGGCAUGUGGUCCGCGGGGUUGGCGCGGCUGCAUGGGCUCUUCGCAGCCUACAAGCCCCCGGGGCUCAAAUGGGAGCAUCUGCGUGAUACCGUGGAGCUUCAGCUUCUGAAGGGUCUCAAUGCGGGAAAGCCUCCUGCCCCUGAACAGCGUGUUCGCUUCCUACUGGGCCCCGCGGACGGCAGCGAGGAGAAGGAGCUGACCCUUACGGCCACCAGUGUGCCCACUCUCACCAACCACCCGCUGGUAUGUGGACCAGCAUUCACAAGCCUGAAGAUUGGUGUGGGCCACCGGCUGGAUGUCCAAGCCUCAGGGGUGCUUGUGCUCGGCGUGGGACAUGGACGUAGGCUCCUUACCGACAUGUACAAUGCUCAUCUCACCAAGGAUUACACGGUGCGUGGCCUCCUGGGUAAAGCCGCAGAUGAUUUUUGUGAGGACGGGAAACUGGUAGAGAAGAGCACAUAUGACCAUGUGACCAGAGAGAAGCUGGAUCGAAUCCUGGCCCUGAUCCAAGGCUCCCAUCAGAAGGCCCUGGUGAACUAUUCCAACCUUGACCUGAAGACCCAGGAGGCCUAUGAGAUGGCUGUGACAGGCUCGAUCCGUCCCAUGAACAAGUCCCCGAUGCUGGUAACUGGUAUCCGCUGCCUCCACUUUGCACCUCCAGAAUUCCUCUUGGAGGUGCAGUGUAUGCAUGAGACUCAGAAGAACCUGCGAAAGCUGGUGCAUGAAAUUGGCCUGGAAUUGAAGACCACUGCUGUGUGCUCCCAGGUGCGUCGCACACGUGAUGGCUUUUUCACACUGGACGAUGCCCUCCUGAGGACCCAGUGGGAUCUGUAUAGCAUCCAGGAUGCCAUCCAGGCUGCAGCCCCCCGAGUGGCAGCAGAACUGAAGAAGAGCUUGAGUCUGGAGCUGGGCACCCAGCAGCUUCCCAACUCAGACCUCUCCCACGAGUCCAAGGGCCAGACUCUGCCUUGAGGCUACAGAGCUCAGUGGGCAGUGAAAGGCAAGGCAGCUGGUGGGGCAGCAGGUGGGUAAAUAGAAGGACUAUGAUCCAGAACUAAUGACUGUGUUGAACAUGAGAAGCUUGUUUACAUAUGAUAGAACUCUGAAGCUGUCAAAGAUUGGCACAAUUAACCCAGCUUUAAAAGAAAAACUUCUGGGGCCAGACGGUGGCGCACCUGAUUAAGUGCACACACUACAGUGCUUUAAGGACUCGGGGUCAAGCCCCUGGUCCCCACCUGCAAGGGGAAAGCUUCACAGGUGGUAAGCAGAGCUGUAGGUGUCUGUCUCUCUCUAUUUCCACUUCUGCUCUCAAUUUCUCUCUGUCUCUAUCCAAUAAUAAAUAAAGUAAUAAUAAUAAUAAAAGAAAAACUUCUGUAUGGAAGAAAAGAUAAUAAACGACAGACUGAAAAAAUUAUUUGCAAUAUAGGGCCAGGUGGUGGCGCACCUGGUUGAACUCACAUGUUACAGUGCACAAGGACCCAGGUUCGAGCCCCUGGCCCCCACCUGCAGGGGGAAAGCUUCACAAGUGGUGAAGCAGUGCUGCAGGUAUCUGUCUCUCUCCCUCUCUAUCACCCCCUUCCCUCUCAAUUUCUGACAGUCUUUAUCCAACAAAUAAAGAAAAAAGAUUAAAAAAA
Molecule: messenger RNA, 1655 nt
Organism: Erinaceus europaeus (western European hedgehog)
Lineage: Eukaryota; Metazoa; Chordata; Mammalia; Eulipotyphla; Erinaceidae
Gene: TRUB2
Product: TruB pseudouridine synthase family member 2
Exons: 8
Coding region: 25-993 (322 amino acids)
Biological process (GO): RNA processing; pseudouridine synthesis
Molecular function (GO): RNA binding; pseudouridine synthase activity
Source: RefSeq, a predicted model, not a curated record